GCUCAACGCAACAAAUAUGAGCAGCAUGACGUGGAGAAAGCUCUUUGCAGUUUCACUUGACUUUGAGAGCAGAGUCGCAAGAGCGAGUGACGCUUUGAGAGCGUGUAGUGACGCUUUGAGAGCGAGCGACACUCAGUGGAAUUUGACCCAGUAACUUGACUGAUGGUGAUGGUAGAGAGAAGUCUUAUUGUCAACAACCUCCACCCACACCGUUGCCUGUGAUCAGUAGAAGGUUUUUAGCAUGAAGUUCAGUAUCAGACCAUGGCGAAAGAAAAAUGCAAAUGUAAAAAUCUCUUUCUUCUACGUCGUUCCCUCAUAUCGUCUCCGGGCGUAGAGGAGCGGCAGUCUCAGCUGCGGGGAUGUCGGUGCCCUGUGGAGGCAAGGUGAUUGAUAGACUGAUUACGAAGCUGGCACUGGCCCUACAUUAGAAGACUUAUUUGGAGAAAGAUGUAGAUGCUACGACUUCUGAUAAAAAACGUUCUGCUGAUAUGGCCGUACUCUCACUUUUUUGCCCCCAGUAAAAGUGCGUGUAACAUAAGAAAUCUAUUUUCUCUCUCUAUGACUAAGACUAUCUCUGAAAAACAAAAAAUGUCUGUAUUAUCCCCAUGCAAUCAAUAACGCCAGACUGUCAAUAAACAGGAGCAGGAUAAUUUUCAUCUUCACGUACAGCAUCGUUUUGAUUCACUUCUUCAUUUAUAACUAAAGAGUCUAUCAGUUUGAAAGUCAACAUCAUGGUUGUUAUCGAGGAUCUCGACGAUAUUGAAGAUAAGGGUCCUGGAGCUUCUUCAAGCGGUGACCCAGCAGCGCCGACGAUCAAAAAGGGCUUUCUGAACGACGGAAAGGAAAUUUACGGUCCGGAAGGCAGCAGUCAAGGGAAUGUUACUGUUAAGCCACCAAACGCCUAUGUGAGUGUGUCUGUUAGAUUGAGUGAGUGAGUGUGUCUGUUAGAUUAAGUGCUUUGUUGUGAUUGUGCCCCAAGACACAUGAUGUACUACAUGUUUUACAUCAGUAGAAUGUGCUAGUCGUGGAACUACAAGAUAAAGAUGCCGAGAAGAGGCAGAUUGUGACGACUAUUGAUUCUUCGUCUGAGUAGAUUGCUCCAUACGGCGAACAAGGGAGUUGACGUUGAUGUUGACCACGCCUUAGACUUAGUUAUUCGAUCAUACGAGAGAACGAGAAGGCGAACUGUGACCCAACGCGGAAAUGAAUGUGACAAAGAAUUUUGAAAUCUGUAUGCCGUGACAAAUAGAACAUAUAAUCACUUUCUAAAGAAGAGGAACAAAAGAAAGCAUGGGAGAAGGAAGACCAAAACCGAGAGCUGAACAGGAGAACCGGCAGCGGAGCCUAUGACUCAGAGUAUUGUUCCAAAGACCAAUGUUGCAUAUCCUGUAAUAUCGUUUAGUCUUCACAGUACUACAUCUACAAGUAUUAUGCAUGUUGACUACCCGAGACUUGAUUAUGCCAGCAUGCUCGCUAACUUCUUCCUUCCGUGACAUUUUUAGGCAGAAGUCCUCCGAGAUAUGUCGAUUGCCAGUACGUCUAGACUCAUACUCAGAAGCAAACUAGACCUUGGAAAUACGAUCACAGCUUUGCAAAACCUCAAUGGUUUACGUCGGAAUGGCCAUCAAAUUGCCAGUAUAACAACCCCGGUUGUGCCUUCGAUUCACUGAAAACGAGCGAGCACGAAUCCGAAACGCACCAGGAGAUAAUACGGAAGAGUGACAGGUGGCUGGGAAUAAUCGACAAUGUUUAUGCUUCACAGUGCUGUAGGCAUCUAAGUACAUUUUACUAGGUGCCCUGCGGAGGCAACCUGAUUGAUUGGCUGAGUGGAUGGUCUUUAGUGGGCUAGGUCAGCGAUGGCACAGGCGUGCCUGCACAGUCCAGAGCUGGCCCUGGGUCUGUUUUAGUUCCUCCGUUAUCUAGCGCCGCCGCUCGUUAGACGGCCGCGCGCAGUUGAUUGACUGACUGACAUGCGGGAGCGCUUGCACAGUCCAGAGUUGCUCAUGGGUCUGUAGUUUGUUCCUCCGUUAGACGGCCGCGUCAGUUGAUUGAUUGACUGCCUGACUGAUAGGAUCGCAGGACAAGAAUAAUACUAGGAUCGCAAAAAUACUAGCCAGGCCUUCGCGUAGGCCAACAAUACUAUUACUUCUAGAAUCGCACCAACACCAUUUUAAUUUCUCGAACCAGUAGGGUAACAAUACUAGGACUAGUAGGAGCAGCAUUUUUGCUGUACCUGGUAUAGAUGAACCAUUGCAUGAAAGACGCAUACGUCUUCGGCAUCCGAGUUGUGUCAAUGUAUCUGCAACUGCAAGCACCUCUUUCAAUUUCAUUUAACGGCUCGUUCUCCUUCUCGUUCUUCACGGCUUCCUUGUUGUGUACCUGGUCCUAGUAGCGACUCAACGCUUCACCGAAUAUCAUUAUGAUAGGAAACUUCUCUCACUCUCGUUGUUCAUAUCUUCGAAGCAAAGGAGGUCCGAUUGAGCUUUCUUGGCAUGCGCGAUUCAGAUUUGGAGGCGCUCGUGGAGGCACUGCGGUCACGAAAUUCUAUUGAGAAUAUCGACAUUUCCUUCAACCACAUUUAUGGUUACAGUCUUUUUGAUAUUGCCAGAUAUCUCCCGUUUUCUUUUCCACCUCGACAUCCCCAGGCAGCAUCAAGAUUUCUAUUGAUGAAGCCUUUGCUUCUCAUCAAAGGAUGUGAUAAUUCAAGGAUGCGAAGGAAAAAGGCAGUAGUUGUAGUCGAGAUUUCCAAAUCCAAUUUAAAGCCGUAUAAAUAUAUCUUUUACUCUAACACUGUAAGGACGCAGGAGUUCAGGCCUUGGUGGGUGCUCUCGCUCAGAAAGCGUUUCCCUGUCUCAAGCAGCUCCGAAUGUACUAAGGAAGCUCUGAUCAUCCCUCUAUGCAAAUUUUUUAUCCCAUGUAUGAGGCUGAGAAAAAAACACUCAAAGUGUUAUUUUAUGCUGAUAGUAGACGAGAUCAGCAAGUUUAUCAUGAUCAUCAUCUCAUGACUAUGCUCGUUUUCGAUAUUUUUGUUUGGAUACAUAGCAUAUUUCUUAUGUUCGUUGAUUCAAGACCAAGGCGAAGGCGCUGAGGGGGUAAUCGAUAUCGAUCAUGUACAUUUUUUGAGGUGUUUUUUUAUCAUUAGAAAGGCGGAAGAGGAGUACGUCUAGUUGUAGUUAUGGUUAUCUACAUGAACUUAAACAACAUGUCUCCAAAUGAUUAACAUUCUACGUGUUGUAGUACAUCAACAAGAACUACACUGACUCACACGUUCAGAUACAAAAACGAGUUUACGAAGCUCGGAACGCAAAUGCUCCAGGGUUUGAAGUAUCUUCGAAAGGACUUGGAGGUUCUAAUUGAGGAGCCAGCAUAUUUUCGACCAACGUCUGAAGGAUAGCAGCCGUAGUGGUUUUUCUGGUCUAGGGUGGGGAUGGAGGUCCUUGAUUGAUGAACUUUUCACUCAAUAUAUAAAGUUUUCAUCUCAAGUUACCUUUUGAUUUUGGUGGAUGAAUGGUCGCGAUUAUACUUCUACGACAAGAAAACUUGAGAUAAGAAGAAAGACUAGAGUGGCUUUUUUCUAGAUUCCUUUCGUACGGAAUUGCAUUGUUGGCUGCCUCAGUCUCUUAGAACGGUGUGAAUUUGAUGUGACCAACUGCUUAGCGCGAAGCAAGGCUGGGACUGCGAGUAACUAUGAUUUUGACAAUGGACGAUCACCACAACUACCUCUUCCGGUAGCGAAAGGUAGUAAAGCCCCGGAGUAGAAGGAGAACAAGAGUUGGUAUGUUCUUCGAGAGAGACAAGGUGGAGUGUCUAUUAUGCUAAGU
This is a messenger RNA of Amoebophrya sp. A25, 3821 nucleotides long. The record is from the annotation of a GenBank genome assembly. Lineage: Eukaryota; Dinophyceae; Syndiniales; Amoebophryaceae.